Molecule: messenger RNA, 999 nt
Organism: Arctia plantaginis
Lineage: Eukaryota; Metazoa; Arthropoda; Insecta; Lepidoptera; Erebidae
Source: the annotation of a GenBank genome assembly
AUGAAGGCCGCACUGGUGUUUGGCGGUUUAAUAACGCUUUGUGCAAGUCACGUCAUUCUCAGCGUCCCAGGGGACAAUAGCCAAUAUGUAGAGGGUGAAAGCCGCUACAUUUGGAUGCCAGACGGUGAGGGAAAACCUGUUUUGGUAGAUCUACAAGAGCCCGUUAAUGAUAUGUUCUUAAACAGUAGACACGGUGCCAACAAUCGGUACUGGCUUUUUACUAGGAAUAAUCGAAACAGUCAUCAAGUCAUCAUAGAUCGUGACGCUAACUCUGUCCGAAACUCUAAUUAUAAUGGCAAUCGUCCAUUGAAAGUUAUAGUUCAUGGAUGGAACAACAAUGGAAAUUCGCCGAUGAAUCCCCUAAUCACAUCAGCGUUCUUAAAUAACCAAGAUUGCAACGUGAUCGUUGUUGACUGGAGUGGACUCGCAAAUCAGGGCUACAACACCGCUGUCAAUGGCGUCCCGAGCGUAGGCCAACACCUUGGUAACUUCCUCGUAUGGCUCAUCAAUACAGGUGGCGGUAACUGGAACAACGUGCACUUAGUUGGAUUCAGUUUAGGUGCUCACAUAGUGGGUAUUGCAGGUCGUCAGGCCGGUGGUCGGCCCUCUCGUGUAACCGGUCUAGAUCCAGCUGGUCCACAAUGGGGUGGUAACAGUAACGCUCUUAACCGUAACGCUGGUCGCUACGUAGAGGCUAUCCACACUGAUGGUCGUAAGUUAGGUAUUAUGAACCCAAUCGCUAAUGCUGAUUUUUACCCUAACGGAGGAAGGCACCCUCAGCCUGGCUGUGUGACAAGCCUUUGCUCUCACGGACGUGCGACUGAACUAUUCGCAUCUACCGUGGGCUACAACCGCCAUGUUGGAAGACAGUGCGUGAAUUUGGCUCAAGCAGAAAUUUCUGCCUGCACUGGAGCAAGUCUAAACAUGGGUAACGGCAUUGUCAAUAAAAAUGGAAACGGUAUCUUUGGUCUCCGAACAGCUAAUCAGUGGCCUUUCUAA